Cynocephalus volans (Philippine flying lemur) is the source of this 1674-nucleotide messenger RNA. RefSeq names its product solute carrier family 23 member 3 (gene SLC23A3). Lineage: Eukaryota; Metazoa; Chordata; Mammalia; Dermoptera; Cynocephalidae. Gene Ontology annotation, cellular component: membrane. Gene Ontology annotation, biological process: transmembrane transport. The record is from RefSeq and is a predicted model, not a curated record. Gene Ontology annotation, molecular function: transmembrane transporter activity.
AUGAGCUGAUCACUCCCCUAUCCCAUCCAACUCCAACCUGUGGGCUCCCAGGAUGCCCGGGUGCAGCCUGCUCUCCAGAAUCCUUCCUCUCACUCUUGGGCCUCUCUGUGUGGGCCUCCCUCCUGGGGCUUCAGCUGUCUUCUGGCUCUGCAGCAUAUCUUGGUCCUGGCUUCUCUGCUUUGUGCUUCCUACUUGUUCCUUCUUUGCAGUCUCCCUCCAGGAGGACUCUCAUACUCCCCUUCUCAGCUCCUAGCCUCCAGCUUCUUUUCAUGUGGGUCUACCAUCCUGCAAACUUGGAUGGGCAGCAGGUUGCCUCUUGUCUAGUCUCCAUCCUUAGAGUUCCUUAUCCCUGCUCUGGUGCUGACCAGCCAGAAUCUACCCCUGGCCAUCCAGACACCUGGAAACUCAUCUCUUGUACUGCACCUGUGUAGGGGGCCUGGCUGUCAUUGCCUGGAGCUCUGGAACACUUCUCUCUGAGAGGUGUCUGGGGCAGUGAUGGUGUCUGGGCUGCUGCAGGGAACCGGGCUUUCAGGGGGUCCUGGCUAUGUGUUUCCCCACUGUGGGCCCCUGGUGCUGGCUCCCAGCCUGGUUGUGGCAGGGCUCUCUGUGCACAGCGAGGUGGCCCAGUUCUGCUCCUCUCACUGGGGCUUACCUUUGCUAUACUUGAGUCUUGAGAGGCUUAUCCUGCUCGUGAUGGUCUAUUCUCAGCACCUGGGCUCCUGCUAGGUGCCCCCAUGCCCCUGGAGGCCAGCUGCAGCAUCUCCAUCUCACACUCACUUCUCUGCCUUCUGGCUCCUCUUGGUGCUGAUCCCUGUGGCCUGUGUGUGGAUCAUCUCUGCCCUUCUGGGUCUCAGCAUUAUCCCCCUGGAGCUAUGCCCCACCAAGGCACCGUGGUUUGGGCUGCCUCACCCAGGUGAGUGGGACUGGCCCUUGCUGACACCUAGGGCUUUGGUGGCAGGCAUCUCCAUGGACUUGGCAGCUUCCACCAGCUCCCUGGACUGCUACACCCUAUGUGUCAGGUUGCUGCAUUUGCCUCCUCCACCUCCGCAUGCCUGCAGUAGAGGGCUGGGCCUUGAGGGGCUGAGCAUUGUGCUGGCUGGGCUGCUGGGAAGCACGAUGGGCACUGCAUCCAACUUCUCCAAUGUGGGCACAGUGAAUCUUACCCAGGUGCUGUACCAAGGCUGGGGUUCCAGUGAAGAACAAGUGAGAAAAAGUCCUCAUACUGGGGACUUCAUGCUGGCAGAGGCUGACAAACUGGAUCUCGAGCAAUGGUUCUCAACUAGGGGCUGGAGCCCCUUGGAUGUGUUAUUGCGCUUGCUGCUGAGAGAGCCCAUCUUCUUGGCUGGACUCUUGAGCUUCCUCCUAGAGAAUACUAUUCCUGGCACACGGCUUGAGCGAGGCCUAGGUCAAGAGCUGCCAUCCUCUUUUGCUGCCCCAAAGGCUCAAAUGCCUCAGAUGUCCAGACACAAGGCUGCUCAAGAGUAUGGGCUUCCUUUCCCCAUCCAAAACCUGUGUCCCUGCAUCCCCCAACCCCUCCGUUGCCUCUGCCCACUGCCUGAAGACCCUGGGGAUGAGGAAGAAGGACCCUUUGAGCUAGGAGAGAUGGCAGACCUGCUGCCUGGCUCUGGAGAGCCAUGCACUGCAUCUAGCAGAGGAGGGCUUAGAUCCCAGUAA